This is a messenger RNA of Hordeum vulgare subsp. vulgare (domesticated barley), 1202 nucleotides long. RefSeq names its product protein MIS12 homolog. Gene Ontology annotation, cellular component: chromosome, centromeric region; nucleus. The transcript has 9 exons. Bases 297 to 1040 code for a protein of 247 amino acids. The record is from RefSeq and is a predicted model, not a curated record. NCBI's taxonomy places the organism in Eukaryota, Viridiplantae, Streptophyta, Magnoliopsida, Poales, Poaceae. Gene Ontology annotation, biological process: kinetochore assembly; mitotic sister chromatid segregation; mitotic cell cycle.
CCCCCACCGCAGCCGCCCCCACCCCCCUCACCUUCUCUCCCAGAUCGAGCGGCAGGUCAGGCGGCGGCCAGAUCCGCCGCGGUGCUUCAGGAUCAGCGCCGUCCUCACGCCAAGGAGGUCGGCUGCUUCUCCCCAGUCGCUCGCGCGCCAGGAGAGGAGGAGGUGGCUGCCGCUGCUUCCUCUCUCGGUUUGACGCCGCUCUUCCGCGUGAGGAGAACUUACCCCUGGAGGAGGUAUUCGAGAACCUGAGAUAAAUCUUCGCGCCCAACAAGCAAGCUACAGGAGAAGGAGGAGGUAUGGAAGGGGACGACGAGACCUCGGCAGUGGAGGCGGCGCUGGGGCUGAGCCCUCAGAUCUUCAUAAACGAGGUCAUCAACAUGAUCGACGACAUCGGUUUCCAGGCCUUCCAGUACUGCCUCCAGGAAGGCGCCUCCGUGGCCUUCGGCGAUGCCAAGGCGACCAGUAAGGCCGAGGAGCUGAAACGGGGAGUAACUGUAAUUUGGAACUUGGUAACGGAUGUCUUGAAUAAAAGAAUGAGCAAUUGGGAGACGUAUUGCCUUCUGCAAUGUUUAACUGUACCUGAAGGAUUUGUAGCGCCUGAAGAUGAUAAUUCCUCUGCAACGGUGUUGCAUAAAGAUGGGAGUUCUGAUUCGGAACUGGAUGCAGAACUUGAUUUUUUGAGAAAAAAACUGGCAGAUGCUAACAUGGAAUAUGAAGAACUUCAAAGAGAAAUUAUUUCCUUGGAAAGGCAAGCUACAUACAAGAGUAACCUUAAUUCCUCUAUCGCUGAAGUAAUGAAACCAUAUGAAGACAAAUCUGUUCAGGAGAACAUUCAAGCUUUUGUGAACGCGCUACCAGAAUUGCACGAGAAAAUGAAGGUUAUGAACAGGAAAAAGGCUGAGGCCAGGGUAGGUCAAAAUGUUUGGAAUGCCAAAUGUCUUAGAGACCUGAGGCGCAUAGCACCGGGUUCUAGUUCUACUCCUAGCACCGAGGACAUUCAAGAGGUGAACGCGGUUGUGAAAGGCUUGCGGAAGGAGUAAAUUGUGUCGUGGGCGUUUGCAAUAUGAGGAUAUCGACCACUCCGUGUACUGUCAAUUGCGCGCUGUAAUCUUGUCAAGCUACCCUCUCGCUAGCUACCUGAACUGCAGGUUUAUGAGAACAGCUGCAUAUACAUGUGUGCAUAAGUUAUUACUAUUACUAUA